Aedes aegypti (yellow fever mosquito) is the source of this 5408-nucleotide messenger RNA. Its product is annotated as adenylate cyclase type 10. Gene Ontology annotation, molecular function: adenylate cyclase activity. The coding region runs from base 79 to 5271 and encodes 1730 amino acids. The record is from RefSeq and is a predicted model, not a curated record. The transcript has 22 exons. NCBI's taxonomy places the organism in Eukaryota, Metazoa, Arthropoda, Insecta, Diptera, Culicidae. Gene Ontology annotation, cellular component: cytoplasm. Gene Ontology annotation, biological process: intracellular signal transduction; cyclic nucleotide biosynthetic process.
CGGAAAAGUAGUCGGAGCUGAACUUUUUUUGGCAGUGUAAAAACAGGAUACAGAAAAGGACAUCUUUGACACCUCAAAAUGAUGGAAUUACUUCCUUACGAUGACCCCCGCGAAGGAUCGGCCCGUCUCCGAAUGGCAAUCGACAAAGAGCUUUUCAUUUCCCGCUGCAAAAACCGACUGAAAGGCAAAAAGAAACUUCUCAAAUACCUCCCGGAGCGGUCCAGUUUCCUAUACGAAUUUCUGGGCCUUCAGUCGGCGUGCGGCAGUUUGCCCCUGCGGACCAAUGUCUACAAGGAUUUCCUAGGCGGAACGGACCGGACGGAGGAACUCAAGAACAAGGUCAUCAGCUCGAUGAUUCCGGACGAGGUGCUGUGCAGUGCGGGCGAUUACAGGCCUCGGAAGUUCAUGACUGCGAUGCUGUUCGCCGAUGUUUCAGGGUUCACGGAUCUCUCGGAGAAGUUCAACCAACCGGGUAAAGGAGGAGCUUCCAAACUAUCCCAGGUGCUCAACGCAUACCUUGGUGCCAUGGUACAGGAGAUCCUUUCGCACGGUGGGGACAUCCUGAAGUUCUCCGGCGAUGCCUUCCUGGUGUUGUUCAAGGAGACGUCAUCGGUCUCGCUGCAGGACGCCACGCACCGUGCCAUCGAUACGGCCAUCAUCAUCCAGCGAUCGUUUGGUGCCUACAAAACCGAAGUGGGCGUCACGCUGCGAGUGAAGAUAGCCAUUUCGGCCGGGGAAGUUUACUUUUCGCUGAUUGGGUCGGAAGGGUUUUCCCACUACGUGGUGAUUGGGCAACCGGUGUGGAAAGUGAAGAUUGCAGAAAAGGUAGCCGAACCCGGCGAUAUCAUUGUGAAUCAUUUAGCAUGGAACUACAUACAUCCGAAUGAGUAUAUCUCCGAGCAAUGUGAUGAUAAGGUGCAUUUUAGAAUUAAAGGGUUCACGAGUAACUGGCGAUCGGCGCAGCGGUUGAACAUCUUCGAUCUGUUGCACGAAAACGAAUUGGACGACGAUGACGAUUCGAGAAUUGUGGCUGGUGAAGAAAUGAAGCUAGACAGUGAAACUUUAGGGAUUCGUCCAAGUUUGAAACAUGUUGCCACAAAAACUCUCACCACCUCUCUGAGAAGGUUCAUGAUUAAACCUAUUCUAAAUGCCAUCGACACUCAAGAACCGUUGGAGUUCUUGACAGAAAUGCGACAAAUUGUGACCGUUUUUCUAAACAUUGUAUUGAAGACGAAAGACAUGCUGGUGGUCAUUGAAGAAAUCAACUCAAUAUUUACUUCACUGUGCACCCUCGUUGAAAGCUAUGAAGGAACCGUCAACAAGGUAUCUCUAUUCGACAAGGAUGUUAUGUUCCUGAUAAUUUUCGGCUUACGAGGUUACAAGCACGAUCUGGACAGUCAGAUAGCCUUGCGGUGUGCGUCGGAAAUCCGCGAGUUAUAUCGUAGCAAUCCCAAGGUUUUGUCCGCAUCGAUUGGAGUCACGACGGGAACAACCUACUGCGGAGUGGUGGGACAUUUCGUUCGUCGGGAGUACUCAGUUAUUAGCGUUACGGUUAACAAGGCGGCCCGAUUGAUGAUGGCCUAUCCCAAUAAGGUCACUUGCGAUAAGGAUACGUUCAUGAUGAGUAAGCUGGAUCCGAUGCAUUUUUUGCUGCAGGAAGCAAUUGAACUGAAAGGGCUGCAGAAUGUGGGCACGAUAUACGAGUUCAAGGAAAUCCUUGCCGAGAGGGAAAUGGUCAAACCAAAUGAAUAUGACUACCCGAUAAUAGGAAGAGAUGAAAUCUUGGAAGUUUUCCAAGAAAUGCUGGACGAUGGACUGUAUCUCACUCAGAACAUGAACUCAGAUGACAUAAGUAGAAUCCAAGAUUAUACCAACCAAAGUUGUUUGCUGCUCAGGGGUGAAGCUCAGAUGGGGAAGACGCGUCUUCUGAAUGAGUUAUUUCACAUCUCGUUGAAGAACAAGAAAAUUAGUUCGCUAAGAUUGACGCUUUCGAUGCGGGAUCUUAAGAAAGCAUAUUCCGCCGCCUAUCUGUACCUUUCGCGCCCGCUUGGAUUCACCGAAACCAUCACCAGCAUCACGCGGGAGAAUCGCAUCAAGCAGUAUCUGAGCGAAUACAAUCUCAACUCCUACCUUGCUCUCCUGAACGACAUUCUGGAUGUGGAAUUCCCGAAAACGGAACUUCUUCGAAUGAUGAACGAUGCCGAGCAGAAUGAAAUGAAACGCAAGUUAUUCGACCUGCUGUGUCAGAAGGCAUUUCAAAACCUCUGGGUACUGAUCAUCGACGAUUUGGAAUUCAUGGAUGACGAAUCGUUGGAGCUGUUCGAAAUCCUUUGGAGGAUGCCACAGGUCAUCACGGUGCUGGCACUAGGCUAUCGCCGCCGGUUGGCGCCCCCGUUCAAGAGAUUUUUCGACAAUCCUCACGUGUGUCAACUAAAGCUGACACCGAUCGAUACGUUGCUCCACAAGGCUGUCGCGUGUCAGUUUUUGAACGUGAACGCUAUUCCGUUGGAUUUGGAACGGGCAAUCCACACCAUGAGCAGUGGCAAUCCUGGAUGGAUGAACACGUUCGUAAUGUCCCUAAAACAAAGCGGACUGUUGCGGAUAACUCGUAUGGGAUCGAUUGAAGCGCAAGCCAAGGGAUAUGUCUUUUGCGAGUCGUCGUUCCUAAUUCGAAGUAGCGCACGAUCCACUAUUUCGUUUCGGCUGAGUGGAGGCGAUUGGGAUCUGUUUGAAACCUGCUCCGACGAUGAUCAAAUGUUUCCCUUUGUUCAAGCGAACUUUUCCAGCAAGUUGGUGGACGUUGCCUGUCUGAAAGGGGAAAUCGAUACCCAAAACUAUUUCCCCUCGUCCUGUUUGGAUGCGUUCCAUCUGAUGUUGUACGAUUCACUUUCUUCGUACGAACAAUACGUAUGCAAAUGUGCCGCCGUUUUGGGCGAGAAGUUUCUCAGAGUAGCGUUGAUCUUUGUCAUCGCACAGGAUAACGAACGGGACGUUGCUAUUGCUGUUCAGAAAUUGUUUGACCUUCAAAUAUUGUCCUGCGCUAUUGGAGAUUUUUCCUCUGGAUUCAGUCUGUUUCAGCGGAACGUUAAUACUGAAAACUUGAAGAAGAGAACCUGUGGUUGCAUCAAAGUUCCAGUCACAAGAGCCUGUCGUGAUCUGCCUCGCUAUGCAGCAUGUGGAUAUUCCAAAUUCAAUUCUAAUCUAUUCCGCCAGACGGUGUACAAUUUGCUCACCGAGGAGCAGAAAAUCGAGUUCCACAGUCGAGCGCUAACGUUUAUCGAACGUGAAACGAAGAAAUGUGCUACUUGCGGAGGCGGACCAUUCAGCAAUCUGAUUUCCAGCGACGAUCAAUUCGAUGUGCUAAUGGGAUUCAAAAGGAGGCGAGAAUCCGACAUUUCGCAUCGGAAUCUACUGUUCAGAAGCGGAGCUAGUGGAUUUUCAGUACAUUCGGACAAACGUUCAAUGUUGCUCAACUGCUUCAGUGCCCCAAAACCAUCUCCGUUUGCCGCUAAGAUUCCGAUUCUGAGUUAUCGGGAGUACGACUUUACCAAGUGUCGCUGCUACAUGACUUUGUACUCGAUGUACAAAGAGAUUGUGUACCACAGCAACGGGGCACGGAUGGCCGAGAAACAUAUUGAGGCACAGAUCGAAUGGUCAAACUGCUGCAUGAAGGUUGCCAACAUUCCCAAGGCGAUUCAGAUGUUGGAAAGCGUGCAGCAGCAGAUUAAGGAUAUAGAUAACUUUGAUAACAUAGCCUUCGUGGCAUAUCUGAAAGGUCGGUUGUACACACUGCUGGCGAUGUGCAGAUACGAGUUGAAACAGUACACUCUUGCUACCGAGUAUUUCUACACGGCAUCAGAAGUCAUGGGAAUGCCGUUUCCUAAAUCCACUGUAAUUGCCAAGCUUCAGUUUGAGCUUCUAUUUAGCAAGGUGUGCCGAAUGGUUCGGAGACGGGAACUACAACCGGCGCGGCGUUCGAAACCGCUGUAUUACGUGCUGAUCGCUUCCCAACUGUCUUCCUGCUUCGAUGGAAUGUUUCAACUAUUCCGGCGGCUUUCCCAGUGGAGGCUCGCUCAGCUGGCUGCCGUAUGGAGCUUAAAACAUGCGCUUAAGUAUCGUCGUAACGCUUCUGUGCUGGUUGAAGCGUUUGCAAGCAUGUUUCAAAUUGCUUUUCAUAUGGGAUUUUCCGAUAACAUUACCUGGAUGCAAGAGCGAUCGUUGGAAAUCAUAGCGGAUAAUGUUGACCUCAUCAAUAUGGAUUACAUGAAAGCUGUAGUCAAGUACUACACCGCUUUGAUCAUGUGCCAAACGAUUCGUUCCACGAAGUUGCUUUCAAUCGAACUAGGUCGUGUGGUUUUAAAAAUUACCGAUACGCUGCAGUGCAAAACCAGUGAAUGGCAUAUAAUUCCUGUUUUGGCCGAGCUGUUGAUGUCUCACCGGAAAAUCUCCGAUGCCGUCAGUAUGCUUCGGGACUUUCAAUCGCUAACCGACCGGUAUCAAGAUACCUCCGCCAAAGCGUGGUACUUUUCGAUUGCAAUGGAUAUCAUGCUGGAUACAAGUUGCUGCGUCGAAACGUACAAAGAUUGCGAGAGCUUCUUCCUGAAGAACUGUGAAGCCCUUGGGUAUCAACGGGAUGCGUAUGUCGUGACGAGGUUAUUUGCCAAUUUGUGGCUUUGGUGCGUACGGAAUGGAGCUUGGGAAACGGCGGAUACCUGGAUGAAUAAGUUGCAGGAAGUUUUCGUGCUGACUCCGCAUGAUUCGAUGAUAAACGUCCAUACGGCACUACGGCUGCUGGAGGGACUGGUGCUUACCUUGGUCAAUAAGAUUGAAGCGAGAAGUAUUUUGGCGAUCGUCCGAUUGCAAAACGAAAUCGAGCGUCUGUGUGAUAAUAUUGAAGAUGCCCUGGCAAUUAGCAGAAGUCAUGAGGCGAAGUUCAAACUAUGCAAAAUAUAUUACAAGAAAGUUGUGGAUGGCAGGUACAACGCUAUUGGAAAACUUAGGAAGCUUCGGAAGCUGGCACUCGCUCGAAAAGAUUUACUCUGUGCCGAGAAGACCUUACACACCAUUCAGUACUGGCGCUGUGAGUUGCCUCCCAAGCUUGAAUCGUUUUGGUUGGAUCACUGCUCCAGCGUGAUAAACGAAAGCGAGGUGGAUGGAAGUGAACCCCUUGAUCGAUUUACUCCAAGCCGUUACGAUUACACCAGCUGUGUUUUGAAUGCCGAAAGGAUUUAUCCAUUUUCGUUGCCACUGCCAAGGGCUAGGUAUUUUUAAACGAGCUUUGUUAUCCAAAUUGUGUGCUAUUUGCAAAACGUACAAGAAUAUCACGUGUUAAACCUUGAGGUUGUUUGAAGGGCUUAUUUUGCGUCAUACAAAUAUAUUAGAAUGUAUCUUGUUUUGCGUCAAUCGGA